AUGUUUUCUAAACUAUUCGUCCUUACAUUGAUCAUAGGUAGCAUUAACGCAGUGCCUACUGAUCAAUUGUCCCAAAGCCGAAAUGCUGCAUUCGAAUUUCGAGAAAUGAUCACCAAAGUCACUGGCCGAUCAGCAUUGGAUUAUCUUGGUUACGGUUGUCAUUGUGGUCUCGGUGGUAAAGGUACACCAGUCGAUGACCUUGAUAGAUGUUGUCAAGUUCAUGAUCAAUGCUAUGCCGAUACCUCCACAUAUCUUCAAUUUUGGAAUUUAUGUUCACCACAUUUAGUUGGCUAUUCAUGGAAUGUUAGCAACGGAGCGGUGACAUGUACUGGUAAUAAAGAUACAUGUGGAUAUAAAACAUAUCACUCCGGAAACAAUGUAUCAUCGAGAAAGAGGCUACAUCAACAAUCGAAAAAACCGCAGUAUCAAUUGCUUACUACAUGUUUUCCGGUAGUUAAUAUCCUACAAGAUUCGUUGAAACUUCGUAAGAAAUCAUCCGUUCAGUUACCAACAGUACCUAAUCAAGCAGGGACAUUUAUUCAUCGUCUUCUCAACGAAUUCUUUUCAAUCACAAAUAUAAACCAAAACAAAAGUCGUCUAAAACAACGACGAAAACGUUCGAAGAAAGACGAUUGUCUUAUUUGUCGAAAAUAUCGAAAUCAUUUUUCGAGUGAUUCGUGUCAAUUACCACCGAUUCAGAACAGCAAUGCUGCCACAAGAUUCUCUCCCGAUGAAAUUGUACCUUCGAUGGAAAAGAGAAGAUCACUAACCGAUUCACAAUGUCAAAUCAUAGCAUCAGCAGUCGAACUGAUAUUCCACACAUUACUAUCCAAUUGUCGAUAG
This is a messenger RNA of Adineta ricciae, 843 nucleotides long. NCBI's taxonomy places the organism in Eukaryota, Metazoa, Rotifera, Eurotatoria, Adinetida, Adinetidae. The record is from the annotation of a GenBank genome assembly.